This is a messenger RNA of Dermacentor silvarum, 609 nucleotides long. RefSeq lists its product as uncharacterized. NCBI's taxonomy places the organism in Eukaryota, Metazoa, Arthropoda, Arachnida, Ixodida, Ixodidae. Gene Ontology annotation, molecular function: nucleic acid binding. The record is from RefSeq and is a predicted model, not a curated record. The transcript has a single exon. The coding region runs from base 1 to 609 and encodes 202 amino acids.
AUGGAUGCUCCGCGUUUUCCAAAAUGGUUUGUUGAACAGUUGCUACCGAACAUCAAGCCACGCAGCGUGAUUGUGAUGGAUAAUGCGUCGUAUCACAGUGCUCAAGUUGAAAAGGUGCCAAGUUCAUCAUCAAGAAAAGCCGACAUCCAGUGCUUGUUGAAAUCGAAAAGUAUCCCUUUUUCGGAUGACCAACUGAAGAGCGAACUGCUGCAUCUCGUUAAGCAGCAUAAGCACAUGUUCAUUGCUUACCAGAUUGACACACUUGCCAGCGCUGCCGGUCAUGAGGUUGUGCCCUUGCCUCCUUACCACUGCGAGCUCAAUCCAAUAGAGCUCGUGUGGAGCCAGGUCAAUGGCUAUGUUGCUUCGAAGAACACUGACUUCAAGAUCGAUUCAGUUGAGAAGCUGCUGCUGGAAAGAAUCGCAGGUGUGACCCCGCAGAACUGGUUCCAAGACUGCGCUCACGUGAUAAGGCUUGAGGAUGAGACAUGGGAGCGGGAUGACAUUAUAGACAGCCAAAGAGAAAGUCUCCUAAUUUCUUUGGGCACAGGUUCGAGUACUUCUGAUGAGUCGAGCAGCUCUGACAUGAGCGGAAUUUAUGAACUGCCAUGA